CCCGUUACAACUAGUCACACCUGUUACAACUAGUCACACCUGUUACAACUAGUCACACCUGUUACAACUACUCACACCUGUUACAACUACUCACACCUGUUACAACUACUCACACCUGUUACAACUAGUCACACCUGUUACAACUACUCACCUGUUACAACUACUCACACCUGUUACAACUGGUCACACCUGUUACAACUAGUCACACCUGUUACAACUACUCACACCUGUUACAACUAGUCACACCUGUUACAACUAGACACCUGUUACAACUAGUCACACCUGUUACAACUACUCACACCUGUUACAACUACUCACACCUGUUACAACUAGUCAGACCUGUUACAACUAGUCAGACCUGUUACAACUAGUCACACCUGUUACAACUAGUCACACAUGUUACAACUACUCACACCUGUUACAACUAGUCACACCUGUUACAACUAGUCACACCUGUUACAACUAGUCACACCUGUUACAACUAGUCACACCUGUUACAACUACUCACACCUGUUACAACUAGUCACACCUGUUAAAACUACUCACACCUGUUACAACUACUCACACCUGUUACAACUAGUCACACCUGUUAAAACUACUCACAUCUGUUACAACUAGUCACACCUGUUCCAACUAGUCACACCUGUUCCAACUAGUCAGACCUGUUACAACUAGUCACACCUGUUCCAACUAGUCAGACCUGUUACAACUAGUCACACCUGUUCCAACUAGUCAGACCUGUUACAACUAGUCACACCUGUUACAACUAGUCACACCUGUUCCAACUAGUCAGACCUGUUACAACUAGUCACACCUGUUCCAACUAGUCACACCUGUUACAACUACUCACACCUGUUACAACUACUCACACCUGUUACAACUAGUCAGACCUGUUACAACUAGUCACACCUGUUCCAACUAGACACACCUGUUACAACUAGUCACACCUGUUCCAACUAGUCAGACCUGUUACAACUACUCACACCUGUUACAACUACUCACACCUGUUACAACUAGUCACACCUGUUACAACUAGACACCUGUUACAACUAGUCACACCUGUUACAACUACUCACACCUGUUACAACUAGUCACACCUGUUCCAACUAGUCAGACCUGUUACAACUACUCACACCUGUUACAACUAGUCACACCUGUUACAACUAGUCAGACCUGUUACAACUAGUCACACCUGUUCCAACUAGACACACCUGUUACAACUAGUCACACCUGUUCCAACUAGUCAGACCUGUUACAACUACUCAGCUGUUACAACUAGUCACAACUGUUCCAACUCAUCACACCUGUUCCAACUAUUCACAUCUGUUACAACUAGUCACACCUGUUAAAACUACUCACAUCUGUUACAACUAGCCACACCUGUUACAACUCGUCACACCUGGCACUCUCUCUCUCUUGUUUUCACACACAUUUGUUAUGUUCUAUCCUCAUGGGGACCUAAAAUGUUUUUCUUUUCAAAAUCCUAUUUUCCCUAACCCCUAACCCAAAACCCUAAACCAAAUCACCUAACCCUACUCUACUAACCCCGUACCCUAAUUCUAACCCUAACCCCUAAACUUUAAAUAACCUUUGUCAUCAUGGGGAAGUGGGAAAUCUCCCCACAAACCAAGCCGCACGCACACGCACAAACACACUUUCCAUAGUUGGAGUGGGGAGGCCAGUGUAUCACCUGUUCGUCUGUCAUCACCCCUCUCUCUGGUGAAUGGACUUUUCCAUCACACUGACUGGUUGGCUGAGAAGUGAGAACACACACGCUGACAGACUGGCCAGUCGAUCUCUGACACACACUGUCUCCUGAUUACCUCAUUGUGUGUGCUGGCCCGUCUUUCUUUUCCCGGUGUUAACGGUUCCGGUACAUUAACAGCCAGCUGUUGUCGGAGCGCACGUACACCUCCUCUCUUACAUUACCCUCCAUCUCUCCCCCAUCCGUCCAUCUCCCUGUCCGUCCAUCCUCCUCACUCAUUCUGUUCUCAGAUGUGUGGUAGAUGAACAUGUGUGAUAAGCAGGUAUAUUAAAGGGACUGAUACACUGUAGGGAGUUAGUUUGUGCACAUUAGUUUGUGCACAGACACAGAACAGGAAGGAGCACACAACAGGACAGGAAGGAGCACACAACAGGACAGGAAGGAGCACACAACAGAAUAAAACAGCUGGUUUCACAUUUUUUGUUUGUUUCAUUAAUUUCCUUCCCACCUUCUAAAAUGUGUAAAGGACUGUCCUCCCUUCCCUCGUCAUGCUUGGAGAAAGCAAAGGGGAUGCGGGUGAAGUUGAGCCACCUGGCUGACAAACAGGAGUGGACACAUCACAAACACAGGGUCCAUGAGGACAGGACUCUUCAGGGUCUGGAGUCUCUACUCAACGGCAAGAUUGGCCAGAAAGCUUUCCUCUGGUUCCUGCAGUCUGAGUUCAGUGAGGAGAACCUGCAGUUCUGGUUGGCCUGUGAGGAGUACAGGGUUACCCCCCCAUGGCAGCAGGGGGCCAAGGCCCAGUCUAUGUACUGCCAGUACAUCAACCCUGGUUCACCACAGGAGGUGAACCUGGAUGCUGAGACCAGGGAGGCUCUACUGAGAGUGAUGGAGGAGCCUGCAGGCGACACAUUCCACGAGGCCCAACAACACGUCUACCACCUGAUGGCCAAAGACUCUUAUCCUCGCUUCCUGCGCUCCCCACACUGCCUGGAGGCCCUUAGGGUUCCUUAGAUAUUCCACAGCGCCACCUGCUGCCCCGGAGGACCACACAACAUAAUAACAAGCUGUGUUAUAUGACUACAUUCGAACUUAUACCAUUUAUAUUUAUACUCAAGUCUUAGUAUACACUCAUAUGUGAGUAGUAAGAUGUUUGUGUUUAUCAUAAAUGUGGAAUAACUAUGGUAUGUGUCCAUGCAGUUCUUAAUCAAGUGUUUUGACAGGAAAUGAGAUCAUGAGUAUUCUAGUCAAAUCAAAUUGGUCACAUACACAUAUUUAGCAGAUGUUAUUGGUCACAUACACAUAUUUAACAGAUGUUAUUGGUCACACACACAUAUUAGCAGAUGUUAUUGGUCACAUACACAUAUUUAGCAGAUGUUAUUGGUCACAUACACAUAUUUAGCAGAUGUUAUUGGUCACAUACACAUAUUUAGCAGAUGUUAUUGGUCACAUACACAUAUUUAGCAGAUGUUAUUGGUCACAUACACAUAUUUAGCAGAUGUUAUUGGUCACAUACACAUAUUUAACAGAUGUUAUUGGUCACACACACAUAUUAGCAGAUGUUAUUGGUCACAUACACAUAUUUAGCAGAUGUUAUUGGUCACAUACACAUAUUUAGCAGAUGUUAUUGGUCGAAUACACAUAUUUAGCAGAUGUUAUUGGUCGAAUACACAUAUUUAUCAGAUGUUAUUGGUCGAAUACACAUAUUUAUCAGAUGUUAUUGGUCACAUACACAUAUUUAUCAGAUGUUAUUGUCCGAAUACACAUAUUUAACAGAUGUUAUUGGUCGAAUACACAUAUUUAACAGAUGUUAUUGGUCGAAUACACAUAUUUAGCAGAUGUUAUUGGUCGAAUACACAUAUUUAGCAGAUGUUAUUGGUCACAUACACAUAUUUAACAGAUGUUAUUGGUCGAAUACACAUAUUUAGCAGAUGCUAUUGGUCGAAUACACAUAUUUAACAGAUGUUAUUGGUCACAUACACAUAUUUAGCAGAUGUUAUUGGUCACAUACACAUAUUUAGCAGAUGUUACUGGUCACAUACACAUAUUUAGCAGAUGUUAUUGGUCACAUACACAUAUUUAGCAGAUGUUACUGGUCACAUACACAUAUUUAGCAGCUGUUAUUGGUCACAUACACAUAUUUAGCAGAUGUUAUUGGUCACAUACACAUAUUUAACAGAUGUUAUUGGUCACACACACAUAUUAGCAGAUGUUAUUGGUCACAUACACAUAUUUAGCAGAUGUUAUUGGUCACAUACACAUAUUUAGCAGAUGUUAUUGGUCGAAUACACAUAUUUAGCAGAUGUUAUUGGUCGAAUACACAUAUUUAUCAGAUGUUAUUGGUCGAAUACACAUAUUUAUCAGAUGUUAUUGGUCACAUACACAUAUUUAUCAGAUGUUAUUGUCCGAAUACACAUAUUUAACAGAUGUUAUUGGUCGAAUACACAUAUUUAACAGAUGUUAUUGGUCGAAUACACAUAUUUAGCAGAUGUUAUUGGUCGAAUACACAUAUUUAGCAGAUGUUAUUGGUCACAUACACAUAUUUAACAGAUGUUAUUGGUCGAAUACACAUAUUUAGCAGAUGCUAUUGGUCGAAUACACAUAUUUAACAGAUGUUAUUGGUCACAUACACAUAUUUAGCAGAUGUUAUUGGUCACAUACACAUAUUUAGCAGAUGUUACUGGUCACAUACACAUAUUUAGCAGAUGUUAUUGGUCACAUACACAUAUUUAGCAGAUGUUACUGGUCACAUACACAUAUUUAGCAGCUGUUCUUGCAGGUGUAGGGAAAUGCUUGUGUUCCUAGCUCCAACAGUAGUAUCUAACAUUUCACUGAGUAACUAGUCUUACUAGAUGCUCUUCUAUAGAGGGAGUUAUAACUGUAUUACUAUUAUAAACAUGUAUGUGCCCAGGAUUACGUGUAUGUGCCCAGGAUUACGUGUAUGUUCCCUCGGAUUACAUGUAUGUGCCCAGGAUUACAUGUAUGUGCAGAGUUCAUUGGAUCGCAUGCUGAACUAGAGUGAAAUGUAGCCUAAACGAGAAACCUGUCUACUUUAUGUUGUGGGGAGGUUAGGGCUGUACAUUUCCCCUAACUUAACAGAAAUCCUGGUUGGAAGAUUCCCUGUCAUCUGAAUGGAGCUCCUCAGAUCUUCCCUGUCUUCUCUCUACUGUUCUCUAUCUGUCCAAUAAAACCACCAAAAACACA
Salvelinus fontinalis (brook trout) is the source of this 4909-nucleotide messenger RNA. RefSeq names its product regulator of G-protein signaling 4-like. The record is from RefSeq and is a predicted model, not a curated record. NCBI's taxonomy places the organism in Eukaryota, Metazoa, Chordata, Actinopteri, Salmoniformes, Salmonidae. The coding region runs from base 2222 to 2719 and encodes 165 amino acids. The transcript is spliced from 5 exons.